GGCUCUGGCUCCUCCCGACCUCCGUCCAGCGAAGACAUGGCAGUGUGGCUGGACACCUUCAAGGACACAGAGGAGAUCAUAGAAGUUGUAACUAACCAGACGGUGGGGCGGCUGCAGUGGCAAGAAGCCCGCGACACGUGCGGCAUUGUUUUGGAUGAUGAGGAACUGUCCGACGCAGUGGACGGCGUGAGGCAGCUAAAGAUGGCUAUAUUCGACCUCAUAGUCAAGAGCGAGUCACUCAGUGAGCACAUCAGAGUGUUUGCAAACCUCAUCAUAUCCAUCAACCAGCAAGCAAGCGUUGUGGAGGACGACAUGGCAGCCGUUGCUUCCAGUCAGCAGAGCCUGGCCGAGGCCAACGAACUGCUCAGCGAUGCAUACUUAACAGAGGAAAAUUACCUGGACUACAUGGUAGGCCAGAACGUGGCUCUUGCCAAGCUCAUGGUUCAGCUCUACCUCAAAAACCGGGUGGACCUCAUGGCCGCCUUCAACGUCCUCGGGGAAUACUGCGACGCCUAUUUCUACACAUUCAUGAAGGAGUGUCCUAUCCACGCGUCCUACUGGGAUGACUACGACACGAUGGUCUACAAGCUCAGGCAGCUGGACGUCUUGGCCCUGGACGCCGUGGGAUCUCUCGACCCUCCGCCUCAGCCGUUCGCAAUGACCUUCAAUGUGUUCGACGAGGGGGGCUGCGAGGACCCCGCUGACCCUCGCUGCCCCGUCACGCAGCUGGCCUACACAGGCAUCGCCCACUUGGCCCUGAGUGACUGGUGGGGUCCUGAGCUCGGCUACACGGACCGCGUUCGCAUAGACAGAAUCCGCCUGUACCUGGAGGGGCUUGAUUUGUCUCAGGUGACCCUCUCCGUCACGCGACCCAUGGCCUUCAACGACACGUGGCACGGGGUCACCCACCACUUCACGGGCCACGUGACCAACUGCCUCAUCAUCUACGAGGACCUGAGCUUCACGGGGCACCAGGACGCCGACUACAUCACCGACUGCAGCACCGACCACCACUACGACCAGUACUACUACCGCAGCACCCCCUACGGCGUCUACAAGGUGGUCUGGUCGGACUUCGUGCCAGGGAACAACUACACGGAGCUGAUGGCCCUGCAGGUGCACGUGGAGGGCAGCUGGAUCCCUCGCCUGUGAUCCCGCGUUCCUGCCGAGACCCGCCCUUCGCUCUCGUGUUCCUUCCAAGGCUUAUCCUUCGCUCCCGGGGGUCGAAGGAGCCUCAGUGUCCCGGCCCCCCGUCCGUGUGCGUCGGGAGGGCUUCUGUCCUGCGGCUCCACGAGUCGGUAUAUUCCAUUUGAUGUAAUAAACAAAGAGACUUG
This is a messenger RNA of Penaeus vannamei (Pacific white shrimp), 1334 nucleotides long. The record is from RefSeq and is a predicted model, not a curated record. NCBI's taxonomy places the organism in Eukaryota, Metazoa, Arthropoda, Malacostraca, Decapoda, Penaeidae.